Messenger RNA from Penicillium salamii, 885 nucleotides. NCBI's taxonomy places the organism in Eukaryota, Fungi, Ascomycota, Eurotiomycetes, Eurotiales, Aspergillaceae. The record is from the annotation of a GenBank genome assembly.
AUGCGGCUCUUAUUAGCCCUCGCAUGUCUCAUUGCGCCAACCAUAUGCGCAAAGCCAGGGAACGAUGCAAUCCGCCUCUCAAAUGUCCAAACCCUCACACUACAUGCAAACCGACUGACCAGCGCCCGACGGGUCUCCCCAAUCCCACAACUCAACUGCAUCGGCCCAAACAAGAAAGUAUGCAACCUCUACCAACCAGACGUCAUGCGCUGCACAAACCAAGGCCACGACUAUGAUCUCGAAGACGUACAGUGGACAUGCACGGCCGAUCUACCUCCUGAAUUCAAGCUCGGCGCUACAGAUGUCAUUUGUGAGGGAUACCGCCAUGCAGACGAUAAGUGGGUUCUGAAGGGGAGUUGUGGGGUUGAGUAUCGUAUGUUGCUUACUGAGCUGGGUGAGGAGAGGUUUGGAUACACUAGCUGGGAGACGACUGAUUGGGAUAAGAUGAGCAAAUCGCAAAAGUUCUGGACUGGGCUUGGGAAUUUGAUUUUCUUCGGUUUCCUACUUGCGGUGUUUUUGAUGAUUGCUGUGCCUUUUGUUCUUUUGCUGGCGGAAUGUCUUGGGUUGCGAAGGAGUCGCGGGGACGGUGAGGGUCGAAGGUGGGGUGGUGGUGGUGGGCCAGGUGGAGGAGGGCCUCCUCCGCCGCCAUAUAGCGCCUUUGAUUCCCACAAGUCUACAGAUGACCAGCGAUGGAGGCCUGGGUUCUGGUCUGGUGCAGCAGGUGGUGCAGCGGCUGGUUAUGGGUUAGGAAGAUACUACAACGGCGAAAGACGCACCGCACCGAGAAGAUCUGGUGGCUACGACGCCGGCGAAGGCAGCUCACGCACACCGUCAUUUUCGUCUACGACUGCAAGUACUGGAUUCGGGUCGACAAGGCGCAGGUGA